AUGUCAAGUUCGGACUGUUCGACUGCGUCCACUACUCCCACAGGAAGACUGACCCAGGUUUACGCGGCCUCCAUGAAUCCGCAGGCAUGCCUCGUUGCACUGCCGAAUGAGCUUCUCGUUGAAAUUGCGAAGCACCUCAAACGAAAAGAUCUGUUUAACCUCGGUAUGGUGAACCGGAGUCUCUCGAACAUCGCAAUGCCUUUGAUCUACGCUGAAGGCAUCGAUCCAAGCAUGUCUCUGAAGUCUCGCGCAGCAUUCGCCUGUCGUAUCGACGAAGAUCCCACGCUGGCCAAGCUAGUGAAGAAGGUUCAUUUCAGAUACGCUUUCACUAAACCUAUGAAGUACCAGAGAGGCGUCGGCCCCAACGGCGAGCUCCCAGGUACUUUGGUAUUGAACGAGCAUCUCACAGCUAUCCACGAUAGGGCGACUGAUCGAGAGCUCCAGAUUCUGUCGACAUCUGUCGCUGCCGCCAUGUGGGUGGAAGAACUUGUCAUCGAGGAUACAUCUUUCCGAGCUGUGGACGAGCAUCGUACAGACACCAUGUACUGGGCUCACCUGGUAUACAACGGCGCUACGGCCUUGCCAUCCUGGACACAGCCAUUUAGCCAUCUAAAGUCCCUCAAAGUCCGCUUUCCUCGAGAGGUAGCAGGAUGGGUACGUCUGGAAAAUUUCCUGCCCGUUAUUGGGCUUCCAUGCAUCGAAGAGCUUCAUCUCCAAGGUUUUGUCGAAACUCAGCCCCCCCAGAGCUGGGACUACAAGCCUAGAUCUUCCAACGUCAAGGUUCUCAUUCUUCAAGGUGCUUUCCUUCACUGGCAGAUUGUUUCCUAUCUCGUGGAAUCAUGCAAAGCUCUCGAAUACUUCCACUACACAUACACAGCUCUUAUGUCCGCUCGACCUGGCUUCAAUCCUCCCGGCUUCCAUCCCAAUAAGAAUUGGGCUCCACACUCGUGGGCCGGAAUCGGGCACGCACUUCAGACUCAGAAAGACUCUCUUCGUGGACUUGAGAUCCUCUACGUGGUGGAUUAUGUGCGAUUGGCGAGGGCGGCUGUGUUCCAUCCUGUCUACGCCUGGCAAAUUGGCACCCUGGGCUCUUUCGCUGACUUUGACAAUCUGGUGCACCUCCGUGUACCUGUUGACGCCCUCAUCCCCGCUUUCAUUGUACCUGGUGCUGGAUCGACAUAUCUCGCCGAGCGUCUUCCCGUUGGGCUUGAAACCUUGACCAUGCGGUACGACAGAAACACGGAGCUGGCUGAGCUGCAGUGCAUCCAGAGCAUUAUGGCAGUAAUCGCAAGCAACAAGGGACGGAAGCUACGUCGAUUACAUCUGAUCCUCGCCGAUGAUGUACCGUUCCAAAAGUACUCCAUUGGCGGGUGUAAGGAGGCAGACAUUCAGUUUGUCAUCACGAGGACUCGUUCGCAUUGGAGCGUGGGGAGGGUCGUGUACUGCACUGGGUGA
Molecule: messenger RNA, 1455 nt
Organism: Didymosphaeria variabile
Lineage: Eukaryota; Fungi; Ascomycota; Dothideomycetes; Pleosporales; Didymosphaeriaceae
Exons: 2
Coding region: 1-1455 (484 amino acids)
Molecular function (GO): protein binding
Source: RefSeq, a predicted model, not a curated record